Chara braunii is the source of this 2144-nucleotide messenger RNA. Lineage: Eukaryota; Viridiplantae; Streptophyta; Charophyceae; Charales; Characeae. The record is from the annotation of a GenBank genome assembly.
UCCUACAUAUGCAUGUGUGCGGCCACGUUUUAUAAUUAUUAUAAGCAAAAUCCGGAGGAGGGUAUGUACUUAGUUUAUGUCUCUGCAGCAGGCGAGUCGGAGAAAAUGCGGUUGGAGAUAGAGGGAGUGGUCGCUAAGUACCCUGAUCUAUUUGAAGAGCCGAAAGGGGUUGUCGAGAGGGAGGUCGUCCACGCGAUAGAGAUUAUCCCAGGGUUUAGCAUUCGGAAGGGUAGGCUCUAUCGGAUGUCUCCAGGCGAGCUCGAUGAGCUCCGCCGGCAGCUCAAGGAACUUGUAGAGAAGGGUUGGAUCCGGCCUAGUGUCUCCCCUUACGGGUCUCGUCUCUUGUUUGUACCGAAGAAGGGGGGAACGUUGAGGAUGUGCAUUGACUAUAGGGGCCUCGAUGCCAUCACUGUCAAGAAUAGAGAGCCCCUACCACGCAUCGAUGACUUGUUGGACCGAGCGCAAGGGUGCCGGUACUUCAGUAAGAUAGAUCUGAAGUCGGGGUACCAUCAGAUUGCAAUACAGCCCGAGGAUCAACACAAAACCGCUUUUCAGACCAAGUGGAUGAGCCAACCCGUUCUCUCGGAUGCAUUGAAACGAUGGAUCGAAGUCAUUGAGCAGUACAACUUCGACCCCCAGUACAUCAAAGGAGAGUACAAUAGAGUUGCUGAUGCGUUGUCGCGUAGACCAGACUUCCUUGGUGCGCUGAUCACUGAGUUUGAGCUUGCGGAUGAUGUUACUUGUUCUUUGGUGGAAGCCUAUCGCGAGGAUCCGUUUAUGGCUGAGAUCAUACGCAGACUCGAGGCGGAGGGCAAAGCGACUUCUGCGGAGUUUGAGCUGGUGAAUGGCCUGCUGUUCCUUGAGAAGGCCGGGAAUAAACGUUUGUGUGUGCCUAAUCGAGAGUCUUUGCGUAGUUUAUUUUUAGGAGAGUGUCAUGAUGCCACAGGACAUUUUGGGUACAAGAAGACUGCAGCCAAUCUGCUGCAGCAGUUCUGGUGGCCCACAAUGAUGAGAGAUGCCAAGCUGUUUAGUAAGUAUGCUAGAUUGAUAGCAAUGCCCGAAACAGCAAAGACUGAGUACGUUAUCAGGCUGUUCAAGGAGAACUGGGUCAGRGACUUUGGACUACCAAAGUCUAUUAUGAGCGAUGGGGAUGUCCGGUUCACCAGUGAAUUGUGGAAGGCUGCAGCCGCAGAACAGGGUACGCAGCUACAGAUGACCUCCGGUAAUCACCCAGAGGCAAACGGCCAAGCAGAGCAGCUGAACCUCCGCUGGGAGGUGGUGAGGAUUGUAGUCCACGUGGGUCCGCGAGAAGUGUAUAUGUCGGAGGAGGAGGGUAUGGUGGGGAGAGGGGUGGGAGCAGACCUGAGUGCCACGGAGGUUGCAGCAACGGGAUCUGGAUCUGGAUUGCUAGAUGUGUUGCCGCAAACACCGAUGAAGCAGGGAAGGCAGAAGCAGCAGCAGCAGGACACAGGUCAGAAGUCUGGCAAGACAGAGGCCAGAGCCAGCACGGCGGCAGAGGUCGGCAGCUCUUCUUCGGCGAGCGAAGUUGGCAGCGUCGGCGACAAGGACGUGCAGAGUCCGGACCCUCGCAUCACACUUGCUAGUAGGUUGAGACAGACUCUGGGCGGGGGCGAUAUGCUGGAUAGGGUUGUCAAUUCCUUGCUUUCGGCGAACCAAGACGACCUCCCCGUUCUUCUCGGUCAGAUGACAAUGAGGAUGGAGGGCGAGAAAAGGCGGAGCAAGGUGUUGCUGGAAAGCUUCGGCCGAUCACAUUUUUAUGUCAAGUUCUCAGGCCAGGACGCCAACAGCACUCUGACCGGUUUUCGAUCUGCGGGAGGGAGGAUGAGUAUGAAUACGACUCAAAACAGAGGACUUGUGCAUCAUCGGAGGUGUGUAUACCUAUCUACCUAGCAGUCCCCCUACCUUGGUAGGGGUCUUGAGUCCCAAAGAUAUGUCCCUCUCGGGUUUUCCCGACAGGUAGGUCUCUCGGUUGGCCCUCAGCCAAGCAAAAUUACAAAUCUAUCCUACCUAUAGUACAGCCUCGACGAGAGAGGCUACAGACCGUCAGAACCAGCAAGUCAUUGCAUGUGAAUGGUUGAAAAAAAAAACCCGACCGCUCUCAAAAACAAAACCUCGUAGAUAAG